CCAGGGCGGGGCUUUAAGUCCACGAAUAAAAUACAAGUCAGUACAUGGCAGUGAACGAGAAGGUUUCGUUCGCUUAAAAGAUUCGUUUGAAAACACUGAUUCGUUCUUACAGUGGACUGAAUAUAAGCAGUGAAUUUGGCACUGUUAUAAGUUUGUCCAUGGCGUCCAGCAGCAGCUCCUGUGUGGUGAUCAGAGAUGAUGAGCAGGGUUAUGAUCUUGACCUCUUCUGCAUACCGAAGCACUAUGCUUCUGACCUGGAACGUGUCUAUAUACCUCAUGGCCUAAUCAUGGACAGGACUGAGCGACUGGCCAGAGAGAUCAUGAAGGAUAUGGGGGGACACCACAUUGUUGCACUCUGUGUGCUCAAAGGGGGCUACAAGUUCUUUGCAGACCUGCUAGACUACAUCAAAGCACUGAACCGCAACAGCGAUCGCUCCAUUCCAAUGACCGUGGAUUUUAUUCGCCUCAAAAGCUACCAAAAUGACCAGUCUACUGGUGAGAUUAAGGUGAUUGGUGGAGAUGAUCUGUCCACACUAACAGGGAAGAAUGUCUUGAUUGUGGAGGAUAUAAUUGAUACUGGGAAAACAAUGCAGACCUUGUUAGAACUCCUCAAGCAGUAUAAUCCAAAAAUGGUCAAGGUGGCCAGUUUACUUGUGAAGAGGACACCAAGGAGCGUUGGCUACAGACCUGAUUUUGUAGGAUUUGAGGUCCCUGACAAAUUUGUGGUGGGAUAUGCACUAGAUUACAACGAGUACUUUAGAGAUUUAAAUCAUAUCUGUGUCAUCAGUGAAACAGGAAAAGAGAAGUACAAAGCUUGAGGUUUUCUGCAUCUCCAUUUUAGCUGUGCAUAAUUUUUUUAAAUCGAUGACCUUUUUUUUAUUAUUAUUUGUAUCACAUCUGCUUAGUAAUUUAGGAGUGGAAGGUGCAGAGUGGCCUGGUUCCUCUCAAAGCACUCUGGCUCACUGACUGAGGACCCCUAGCCUUUAUCUGCUGAUUCACAGAUGUAUUUUGGUUUGAAUGUGUUGAAAUAUAAAAUAUCUAUAUAUAUAUAUAUAUAUAUAUAUAUAUAUAUAUAUAUAUAUAUAUAUAUAUAUAUAUAUAUAUAUAUAUGGUAAUGAUAAUCUUUAAUUUAUUUUGUAUCAUUUUUAAAUAAUUGCCUGAUCUUUUUUGUUAAAUAUUAUCUUUAUUCAGCAUAAGAGAGCGUGCAGCCAAAAUAAACAAUGACAUGAUUGGGAUCAAGCUAAUAUAAUUGCUUAUUGAACAAAAAAUGAGUUUCUGCUCAAACAUUUACACUGUAUAUGCCAGGAUGUUUGUAACCAAUGAUUUAAGCUGAGCAGCACAGCUGUAUUAUUGAGCGAUAAUUAUUACAAUAAUUGUCCUUGUAUUUUAUUUUUUUAUGACUACUUAUUGCAGUUUACAAGAUAUCUCAGCAUAUUUUACUUUUUUUUUUAAUGUGAAAGAAGUAAAAUGUUAUGGUGCCUUAUAUGUUAAGUCAUAUAGCCACAAUAACUAUCCUAUCCAAUACAUUUUCAACAAACACUUGAUUACGAGAUGAAGACAAUGUGAGAUGCUCUACAUGUAUUUUGCCAUUUUAGCAAAACCAUUUACCAGCUUGUACCUUAGCCUUUGUAGAUUAAUAUAAUUGUCAUAAAGAAAUCUAGGUUCUAUAAUUGUUUAUUCUAAUUAGAUGUGUGGUUUGAGAUGUACAUGCCCAAUUAACAUCCCAGUCCUGAAGUAACAUUAGAACAUGUAAUCAGACCUCUGUAUCAGAAAGGCUUGUGAACGAUGCAUUUGAUUGAAAAAUGUGACAUUAAACAGUUUCAUUUGAA
Messenger RNA from Tachysurus fulvidraco (yellow catfish), 1829 nucleotides. It is a transcript of the gene hprt1, whose product is annotated as hypoxanthine phosphoribosyltransferase 1. Gene Ontology annotation, biological process: hypoxanthine metabolic process; guanine salvage; GMP salvage. The coding region runs from base 159 to 818 and encodes 219 amino acids. NCBI's taxonomy places the organism in Eukaryota, Metazoa, Chordata, Actinopteri, Siluriformes, Bagridae. The transcript has 9 exons. The record is from RefSeq and is a predicted model, not a curated record. Gene Ontology annotation, molecular function: hypoxanthine phosphoribosyltransferase activity; magnesium ion binding.